Molecule: messenger RNA, 1330 nt
Organism: Clupea harengus (Atlantic herring)
Lineage: Eukaryota; Metazoa; Chordata; Actinopteri; Clupeiformes; Clupeidae
Product: G protein-coupled receptor 137Ba-like
Exons: 7
Coding region: 14-1276 (420 amino acids)
Source: RefSeq, a predicted model, not a curated record
CAGCAGCGGGGGCAUGGGGGUCAUCGUCAACGGCAACAUCAUGGAUGCUUUCACUACGCUCGCCAACAUGAGCGCCGGCCACAACCUCAGCGGCGGAGUCGUCAGCGCCCACGUUGGGGGGGCGUUUGCCGUGGUCGGCAGGACCCACUCGUCCCUCUCGCCCCCCACGCUCAGCCCGUCCAUCCCGCCGUUCGUGAAGCUGGGCCUGACGGUGGCCUACACGGCCUUCUACUCGCUGCUCUUCGCCUUCGUCUACGCGCAGCUCUGGCUGGUGCUGCGCUACCGGCACAAGCGCUUCAGCUACCAGACGGCGUUCCUCUUCCUGUGUCUGCUGUGGGCCGCGCUGCGCGCCGUGCUCUUCUCCUUCUACUUCCGCGACUGCGUCACGGCCAACGCGCUCGGGCCCUUCGCCUUCUGGCUGCUCUACUGCUGCCCCGUCUGCCUGCAGUUCUUCACGCUCAGCCUCAUGAACCUGUACUGUGCACAGGUCUUCUUCAAGGCCAAGUCCAAGUUCUCCCCUCAGCUGCUCAAGUACAAGAGGCCCCUCUACCUGCUCUUCGUCUUCAUGAGCCUGCUCUUCCUGCUGGUGAACCUGACGUGCGCGCUCCUGGUGAAGAUGACGGACACGCAGGUGAAGACCAUCGUGCUGGUGCGGGUCACCAUCAAUGACACGCUCUUCGUCCUCUGCGCCAUCUCCCUCUCCGUGUGCCUCUACAAGGUGGCUAAGAUGUCCCUCGCCAGCAUCUACCUGGAGUCAAAGGGAACGUCAGUGUGUCAGGUGACUCUGAUAGGGAUCAUGGUGGUCCUCUUGUACGCGUCCAGGGCAUGCUACAACCUGGUGGUCCUGGCCCUGACCGACAUAGAGAGCAUCAACUCCUUUGAUUACGAUUGGUACAAUGUGUCAGACCAGGCAGACCUGAGGUCCACGUUAGGGGAUGCGGGCUACAUCGUGUUCGGGGUGAUCCUGUUCGUCUGGGAGCUGCUGCCCACCUCUCUAGUAGUCUAUUACUUCAGGGUCCGCAAACCCACCCAGGACAAGAGUAGUCACUCGUCCAUUCCUAGCCACGCGUUCUCCAACAGACGCUACUUCUUCGACAACCCCAGACGCUACGACAGCGACGACGACCUGGCAUGGAGCAUCCUACCCCAGAGCACCUCUACCAGCAUGUCCACAGACUGCUAUGACUGGAGCAGCCGCGGCAGCAGCAGUUUCCUGGUGAACGUCGUGAGCGAGGAGCGACGGUCGUCCGCUUCAGCCGGCCAGUUCAACCCUUAGCGACUGUCGAGUGUCAUUGUCGCUCAGCGCUGAGAUGAGACCUCGACACGUUGC